Messenger RNA from Aspergillus chevalieri, 1524 nucleotides. RefSeq names its product cytochrome P450. The coding region runs from base 1 to 1524 and encodes 507 amino acids. The record is from RefSeq and is a predicted model, not a curated record. Gene Ontology annotation, molecular function: monooxygenase activity; iron ion binding; heme binding. The transcript is spliced from 7 exons. NCBI's taxonomy places the organism in Eukaryota, Fungi, Ascomycota, Eurotiomycetes, Eurotiales, Aspergillaceae.
AUGUCUAUUUCUAGCUGGAUUUACACCUCCGAGAUCUCACAACUGUUUACCAGCGUGUUGUUCUGUGCUGCUGUCAAUGUUAUUGGUGUCGUCGUGUAUCGCAUUUUCUUCCAUCCGCUGGCUCAUAUACCGGGGCCUCGCUUAGCGGGAGCGACUUCUCUCUACUGCUACUGGUAUAACGCUCGCGGUGGACGGUUCUACUUGCAAAUACAAAAAUUGCAUGAGCAAUAUGGUCCCGUCGUUCGCAUCGCCCAAAACGAAGUCCAUCUAAGCGACCCAAACAACCUAGACAAGAUCUACAGCAUCGGCUCAAGAUAUGGCAAACAUGGCGACUUCUAUCGCGCCGUUGGUUCAGAGAAAGCAUCAUUAGCCACAGAAAGCCCCGAAGCCCACCGGAUCAAACGAUCAGCCAUAAACCCAUUCUUCUCACGCAGAAAGGUCCUGUCGCUGGAAGAGGUGGUACAAGACGCAGCCAAAAAAGUGGUCUCGCGCAUGCAGUCGGCCUUUGAGACCUCAGGACAUCUUGAUCUUCAUUAUGCCUUUCGGGCAGUGUCUGUGGAUGUCAUCACCGACUAUGCGUUCGACGAGUCGUAUAAGUUGCUGGAUGCCCCGGACUUUGGAAAAGAAUUCUUCGAUGUAAUCCGUGGUUUUGGUCCGGCGACGUUGUUCUUUCAGACCUUUCCAAUCGUUCGUUAUGUUGCUUUGCGGGUGCCUAGAUGGCUGAGUGUGCUGUUCAAGAAGCCCUGGCGUAAAAUGCUACAGCAUCGACAGAAUGCUCGCAACCAGGUCCUCCGCGUAAAGGAUGCGGUGGAUAAGGGAGAGAAGUCGAAGCGGACUAUAUUUCACCACCUUCUUCAGCUUGAUGGGGUGGAAGGCUACGUCCCGUCAGUGGAUUAUCUUGCGGACGAGGCAUACAUUGUUCUUGGCGCUGCUGCAGAUACCACUGGCAACGCGCUUACGAUUGCGACUUAUAAUGCUGUGAUCAACCAGGAGAUUCACCAACGGUUAAUGACCGAGUUGACGGAGUCGUUUCCUGAGCCAGAUGCCAAUAUAGAUUUCACAUCGCUUGAGAAGUUACCUUAUUUGACGGGCGUUAUCAAGGAAGCGCUACGACUCUCAUUUGGUGUCCCCGGUCGACUUCCACGAGUUGUUCCCAAAGGCGGUGCACAAUUCAACGGAUACACAGUACCAGAAGGAACCGUCGUUAGCAUGAGCUCAUGGGUGGUGCACCACAACGAAGAAAUCUUCCCAAACUCCACCAAGUUCGACCCAAACCGCUGGGUUGAUCCGGAAGUCUGCAAGGCCUUGGAGAAAUACCUGUUCGCUUUCGGAAAGGGAUCUAGACAGUGUGUUGGAAUGCCGCUUGCAUACUGCGAACUAUACGUCACACUUGGCCGGGUGUUUCGCCAAUUCGAUGACUUGAAGACGACGAAAAAGAGCUCGGAAGAGCUUAUGUUGGAUGAUUAUUUUUCAGGAUACCACCCUGAAAAGUAUGCUCAGUUUGUCUUUGAGAGAGCGGGAUAG